AGAAGGAAGAAGAACCCUCGAAGAACUUUCGCAUAUUAAAACAUCACCAGCAGUCAAUGGCAACAAACAUGCAACAUUUCUUGAGUGGAAGCAAAGGACAGGUGACAGCAGGGUCACUACAGCAUGGAGUGACUCUUCCUCCCUGAUGCUAUUUCUUUUUCUUUACUUGAUAUGAUCCUUCCCAGUAUUUUAAUGCAUGGAUCUUGUGGUAUGGGCAUUCAGUAUACAAGUGCAAGUGUAAAGAAGGUGGUUAGUAGUUAAUUGAUUGCAUUCUCAAAGGUGUAGUGGCAAUUCCAACUCCCACAAAUCUACCAAAGUUUGCCAUACAGAGUUGCAUCAUCUCCUUGCUUCUUCUCUCUUUCUUUCUCUGUUGUCUUUUACUUUGUUUCUCUUCUCCUUCUUCUGGAUCUUACCGGCGUGUAGGAAUUUAGUUCUUUCUAUCUGUCUCUCACACAAGCACAAAGCUCUCUUUUGCAGCAGAGAAAUGGGAUGACAGUGGUGGAAAAGCAGCUGAAUCUUUCAGCACGGCUGCUCGUUAAAUCAAAAGAAAGUCUUUUGUUCUCCUUAUGCUGUGAUCUUGCUGGUAUGCUGGUACAAGUUGCUGUGUGCCAAAGAACUUGGAUUGCUUUCCAAGUCUGCUUGCUGCCUCACCACAUCGGUAGACACCUCAUUUCAUGCUCCUCUUCAAUCUUGUUCAUGUCUUCAAGUUACUGAACUUUGACUUUAAUGUUAUUGCUGUCAUCUGUUCUUAAAGAGGAGAUGAACCAAUUCAGCUCAUGAUCUGGAAUUGUUCUUCUUUUUGGCUUGGAUCUUCUACCCGGGAUUCCAUGAUGCUGAAGAGGUUUUAGGUAGAAGCAGAUACCAUCAGUUUGCCUGUGAUCAUGGCAACACUGUCACAUUCUGAAUCCAGGCGCCUGUACUCAUGGUGGUGGAAUAGUCAUAUCAGCCCAAAGAAUUCUAAGUGGCUUCAAGAAAACCUUGCAGACAUGGAUGGCAAGGUCAAAGCCAUGAUCAGAAUUAUUGAAGAAGAUGCUGAUUCCUUUGCAAAAAGAGCAGAAAUGUACUACAAGAAGCGCCCCGAGCUCAUGAAACUGGUAGAGGAAUUCUACCGAGCUUACCGUGCUUUGGCAGAAAGAUAUGACCAUGCCACUGGGGUGCUUCGUCAGGCUCACCAGACUAUGGCUGUCGUCUUCCCCAACCAAAUUCCGCUUGAGAUAUCUGAUGAAUCCCCUUCUGGAUUUCCUGCUGCAGAAGUGGAGCCAGUUAGUUCUGAAAUGCUCAUGGAACUAAUUGAUGCUAAUGGUUCAAGGCUCGAUGUUUCAGGUGUGCCAUCAUUCUAUGAUGCCAUGAAGAUGAGUGGGGCUUUUCCUGAAGUGAUUGAUGCAGCAUUUGCUGAAGUGAUCAUGACAAAGGGCUUCAACUCUCAAGAGGAUGAUGGAAAGGAUUCAGAGUUGAAGUUACUUCGGGAAGAGAAUUCCAGGUUGUCGCAGGAAAACUUGGAUUUCAAGAAUCAGAUCAAGUUGGAGUCAGUGCGUGCCAAUGGAGCUGAAACAGAAGUUCAACAACUAAAAGAGGCCUUUUCCAAAGAAAACGAAGAUGCUCUUUGUCGAUACCAUGAAUCUGUGGCAAGAGCAUCUUAUCUGGAAACAGAAAUAUCUUGCAUCCAAGAAGACCUUAAGAAGCUUAAUGAUGAGAUGCUAAUCCAAACUGAGAGAUUAACUAGUGCUGAGGAGCAAAGAAUUGUUUUGGAGAAGGCAAAUCAAUCUUUGGAAUUGGAACUUGACAUGCUGAAGCAGAAAACAAGAGAGCAACAGGAAGAGAUUAGCAUUAAGGGAGAAGAGUUGGCAAAACUAGAAAUAUCCUUGCAUGAUGAACAUGUAAAAAGCAUGAAGAACGAAAUCGAUUUCUGGUCUCUUGAGAAGCAAUACACUGAAUCCCUGGAAGAGAUGAGAGUUGCACUUGAGAAGUUGAAAGAAAUGAAGCUGACCAAAUUGAGCUUAGAAGAUGAAGUGCUGAAGAUUAGGGAGGAAAAUAACAGACUGAAUGAACAAAAGCUUUCAUCUACGCUGAAGAUAAUCGAUCUGCAAGAUGAGAUCAUUCUCUUGAGGGAUCUAAAAGGAAAACUUGAAGAUGAAGUGAAUCACUGUGGAGAGCAAAAGGAAGUUAUUCAUCUAGAGCUAUGUCAGCUUAAAGAAGACAGAAACAAUAUACAAAAAAGACAUCAAGUGCUGAAAGAACAAAUACAAGCAAUGUCUCUGGAAAUGGAAUCCCUUCAGGCAAUGAUAAAGGAGUUGAUGAAUGAAAACAGCGACCUCAAAGAGACCAUCAAGAAACAUGAGUUGGAAGAAGUUCUUUAUUUGCAGAACACGGAACACAUGGAGAAGCAGUAUACUGAAUCACAGGAAGAGGUGAGAGGUCUCCAUGAGAAGCUGAAAGAGAUGGAACUGACUAAAUGGAACUUAGAGGAAGAACUGCAGAAGAUUAAGAAGAAAAAUAACAGACUGCAUGAACAAAAACUUCCGUCUACUCUAAAGAUUAUCAGUCUGCAGGAUGAGAUAAUUUUCCUGAAGAAUUUAAAAGGAAAACUUGAAGAUGAGCUGAAACUCUGCAGAGAGGAAAAGGACAUUCUUCAUCUAGAGCUCUGUCAACUUAAAGAAGACAAAAAUAAUCUAGAAGAGAGACAUCAUGUGCUCAACAACCAAACAUAUGCUGUGACAAUGGAGAUGGAGACCCUUCAAGCACUGAUGAAGGAGCUGAAAAAUAGCAACAAUGACCUAAAAGAGAUCAUCAAGAAACAUGAGCAUGAGAAAAUUCUUUAUGUGCAGAACAUGAAACAUAUUCAAACAAUGUCAGAGAGGAAUGCAAUACUGGAAACUUCACUUUCAGAUGCAAAUGAUGAGUUAAAGAGGUUACAAGAGAAACUAAAGGCAUCAGAAGACUCCUGCAAAAAUCUCCAAAGGAUGGUUUCUCUUAAUCAAACUGAAAAAGCUGUACUCAUCUCCCAUAUGGAUACUGCUGCUCAAAAUAUCGAGAAACUUUUGAACAAAAAUACAUUCUUGCAGAAUUCCCUCUCUGAUGUGAAUGCUGAACUUGAUAGUCUAAAAGAAAAGUUGAAAAGCUUGGAUGAAUCCUGCCGAUCUCUUCAUGAUCAAAAAUCUACCCUUCUUUCUGAAAAGGGCACUCUUGUUUCACAGGUGGAAAGCAUCAGCUGGAGUUUAAGGAACUUGGAGAAUAGCUACACUGAAUUAGAAGACAAAUGCUCGAAUCUAGAAUGGGAGAAAGCUUCGAUACUUCAUCAUGUUGCUGAGCUACAACAGUUACUGAGGCAAGAAAAGGACAAGCAUACAGCUCUUAUUGAUUCGAGCAAAAAUCAGCUUAGCGCAUUGGAAGAUCAGAUUUAUCACCUGGAGAAACAAGGUCGGCAAAGGGAGGAGGAGCUUGAAGUGGAACAGCACAGAAUUAUGAAUGCUCAGAUUGAAAUUUUCAUCUUGCAGAGAUGUCUAUGUGAUAUGGAGGAGCAGAGUUUGAGCCAUUCUGUUGGAUUUCAAAGACAUGAAGAAAAUUUAAGAUCUGCAGAGAAACUAAUAGUCGAGCUUGAACAAGAAUGCCUCAUGAACAAGAAAAAGAUGGAAUCUUUAGUGGAGCAUAAUGAGAAACUAAGGGAGUGGAUUCUUCGAAUAGUAAAACUUCUUGAGAUUGAUCUGAAGUAUGUUUCUUUCGAUGAUGUCAAAGAUGACUUUCUUUUGCAGCUUAUUCUAUGUGAAGUCAGACACCUACUUAAAUCUAUUUCAGAGGCAUAUGACGAAAAGCAAAUUCUGAUCCUUGAAAAAUCAGUUGUUGUCACUCUACUCGAGCAGUUUGGACUGUAUGUUUCAGAUCUGAGAGCAGAAAUGAUGGCUCUUGACAGGAAAUCUAAAACAAGAACCGAGGAAUUUACAGCACUCAAAGACAAGAAUGAUGAAAUCCUUCAGGUGAAUAAGCAAUUGAGGGAGAAGUUACAGGCCAGCAACCAAAGAGAGGAACUAUUGAAUGCUGAAGUGGAUACUCUUUUUAGACAGUUAUUACAGUUACAAGAGGCUCACUGCAAACUACAAAGUGAAACCUCUAAGAUGUUUGAAGGAAAUCAAUUUCUGUCUAAGAAACUUCAUGAAUUGAGAAAGACAAAAGAAAAAUUGGAGGAGGAAAACAGUGCCAUGCUUGCAGAGAUUAUGGCCUUGGAUUACCUUUCGGUGGCACUCCGGAAUUCCAGUGCUGAGAGAGGAUUGGAACUACAGAUAUUAAGUGAUGAAAGGGACUACCUUUGCAAGGCAAGAAAUGACCUUGUCCAGGAAAUUACACAAAUUAGUGAAAAAGUUGAAGUGCUUGAGCUUGAAAACAAACAUCUGAAAGUAUCAUUUACCAAAUUGGAAGAGUGCAGAAGAUAUCUGUUAAGACUUGACAACGAUCUGAACAUGGCUAGAAAUGUAAUAAAUGUUUGCGAACAACUGAAUCUACAAAGUCAUACAGGAAAUAAUCUUGUACUGGAGAAGGAUGCGGAGUCGUCACAAGUGAAGAACAACCGAGAUAGAAACCUAAAAGAUCUUAAAAUCAACACCAAUGAGGCUGAGAUAGUGAGAGAAGAAAUGGAGAAGAAAAUCUCCAGCUCAGAAGGUUAUGGCUGUAAGAGAAAUGAACUUGCAUGCCUUCAUCAAGCAAAUGAGAUUAUGAAAUCGGAAAUGGAUAGAAUGAAUGAACACGCCGACAAGCUCAGAAUCAAAGAAGAUAAUCUGACUACUGAAUUGCCAAAAAGAACAGAUGAGACCAAGUCCUCUGAGGUAGAAAUUUUAUCACUGUUAAAUGACGUUCAGUGUGCUACGAUUACUGCAACACUGUUUAGAGAGAAGGUAAUUGAACUGAUACUAACGUGUGAGAGCAUCGAGAGAAGUGCCUUGUUGAACAGGAAAGUUCUACAUGAGGAACUCAUGCACAGAGAUGCAAGAGUUGAUGAACUGAAGGAAAAAGUAAAUGCCCUGGAGGGAGAAAACGGAAGAUUGAAGGAAGAACUGAAUGCGUAUUUGUCACUUCUAGGCAACUUUUGGGAUGAUAUUGCUAUCCUGGAAGAACAGACUCUCUACUUGGGAAAGCACCAUCCAUCACCAACCAAUCAGGGAAAGCAGGAGAAGCAAACAAGGUCUGCUCACCAGAGGAGUCAAGAACUAAGUCAAACUUGCACUGCGAGAUCGCCGCCGGGAAUCUUGGAAUUGCAGAAGUUACAGGCCAAGGUCAAGGCACUUCAGAAAUUGGUGAGGAAGACCAGGAGCCUCUUGGAUCUGGAGAGGCUGGGAACACAUGCUGGCUUGGAGGCUGCAUGCAGAGAGAUCGAAGCAGUGAAAUCAAAAGACAAACUAGACACUGACAUGCGGAAGAUGAAGUAUGAGAGGAUCAUGAGAGACAUACAGCUUGACAUCGUUCUCAAUUCUUCACGACAUGGGAGCAGCAACAUCCAUUCUCAUGGCGCAAACAAGAGGGAAAACGCCAGUGAAGCCUCGGGCCAGCCCCUUGAACUAUGGGGAACAACAUCUGAAGGUAAUUGCAGCAACGAGACGCAGAAAUCGCCACCGGUAAUCGAGGAGCUCAGUGCAGCACGCCACCUGAUCGAGGAAAUGGAGGGAAACCAUCCCUCAAGCGAGCCGGUCUCCGAGAAAGAGUUGGGCGUUGACAAGCUCGAGGUGGCCAAGAAAGCCGAGUCCCCCCAGGAAUGGAGCCGAAGGGUCAUGGAGAUGCUUCGCUCUGAUGCUCGAAGGCUCAUGGUUCUCCAAGCAACCACACAGGAACUGCACAAGAACAUGGAAGAACUCGAAAAGAUCAACCACCCGACAAGAUCCGAUCUUGAUGCUAUCAAACUGCAGCUACAAGAAGCUGAAUCAGCCACCUCGAAGCUGAGUGCCAUCAACAGCAAAUUGACAGAGAAAGCUGCAAGCUUUUCCGAGCCACCCGACCAGACCGGGGAGAAGAAGGAUGCUGAGAACAGAAGCAGAAGACAAAUCUCUGAUCGGGCAGAGAAGUUGUCUGAAAAGAUCGGAAGGUUGGAGUUGGAUCUGCAGAAAGCACAAUCCACGUUGCAGAAGAUAGAGGAAGAACACAGAAGCAAGAAGACCAGAAGUGUGCAGAAGUCCGGAGUCCUCCUCAAGGAGUACAUCUAUGGGAAGAGAGACAGCGUCAAGAAGAAGAAGAAGAGGGGCGCCUGCGGAUGCAUGCGGCCCAAAGCAAAGGGUGACUGAGCUCUCCUGCUGCUUCUUUCACUUCUUCUUCUUCCUCACAACUCCAUGGACAACUGAAGCUGGAUUAGUAGCAAUCUACGGAGUGUGCAUGGAAUCGAAGCUGGGAUUUGUUUGUCUUGGUGAUUUGUUGAUGCUGGGAUUUGAUCCAGUGCUUCCCCUGAGAUGAUGUUAUGCAUGCAUGCAUUGUUACUGUAUUUAAGUGUACAUGUAAUUCAAGCUAGGACCGGAAGUGGCUUCAUGUUCAUGACUCUGACAGUGUCAGAGUUGA
Messenger RNA from Musa acuminata subsp. malaccensis (wild Malaysian banana), 6528 nucleotides. NCBI's taxonomy places the organism in Eukaryota, Viridiplantae, Streptophyta, Magnoliopsida, Zingiberales, Musaceae. The record is from RefSeq and is a predicted model, not a curated record.